Molecule: messenger RNA, 790 nt
Organism: Belonocnema kinseyi
Lineage: Eukaryota; Metazoa; Arthropoda; Insecta; Hymenoptera; Cynipidae
Product: glucoside xylosyltransferase 1-like
Exons: 2
Coding region: 344-790 (148 amino acids)
Biological process (GO): protein O-linked glycosylation via N-acetylgalactosamine
Molecular function (GO): UDP-xylosyltransferase activity
Source: RefSeq, a predicted model, not a curated record
UAAGUCACAUUACUCCCAUUACUUUUGUUUGAAUAAUUUUCUUCAAGUGCCUCGUGCUCGUACUGUACACUGAUUGCAGAUGAUAACACCCACGAAAAACCAAAGUUUAAUUCUCGUCGGGAACGAGGGGGAAAAAAUAAUGCUGGUUGUUUUUUUCAUGUGCGUAAAUAAUGGCUUUGUAAAUUGUACCAAGAGAACAUACAUUUUUUACAAGAUCUGCAUGGAAAUUCUGUAAAUUUGGAGUCAAGAUUUUUCUAGUGGAAACAUGUCGGUCACAGACCUGGUGCCAAUUUCCAAGCCAAACCUAAAUUAAGAAUGAAAGACUCUGGACAAUUCCAAGAGAAUGAAGUCGAUCUACAGAGUAUUUUGCUUAUGCCUUGGGUUCGUCGCACUAUUAAUUCUAUUCAGUAUUUACGAGAUGCGAACCGAGGAAGGCAUAACGUUCUCCAGAUCGAAAAUCGUUAACGAAAAAACUGUCCCAGGAGAAAUUGUGAUAUGCGUUGUGGCUUGCGGUGACCGUUUAGAAGAAUCACUAACGAUGCUCAAAUCUGCCUUAAUUUUCACCAAGAGACCUCUUCGCUUCAUUGUUAUUUGCGACCUCAAUUUAAUGCAAGCCUUUACUGAGAAACUUACUGACUGGAAAGAAAUUUACAAUAAAACAUUCGAUUUCGUUGUGAGACCUGUUGAAUUUCCUGAAGAGGAUAAACUUGUUAUGUGGAGGAAACUUUUUAAACCUUGCGCUGCUCAAAGAUUAUUCCUUCCUGUAAGUAUUUCACCAUUAUUACAAUAA